This is a messenger RNA of Naegleria fowleri, 2187 nucleotides long. RefSeq lists its product as uncharacterized. Gene Ontology annotation, molecular function: protein binding; RNA binding. The transcript has a single exon. Gene Ontology annotation, cellular component: catalytic step 2 spliceosome. NCBI's taxonomy places the organism in Eukaryota, Heterolobosea, Eutetramitea, Acrasida, Naegleriidae. The record is from RefSeq and is a predicted model, not a curated record. Gene Ontology annotation, biological process: mRNA splicing, via spliceosome. The coding region runs from base 1 to 2187 and encodes 728 amino acids.
AUGCUUGCAAGUGAAACUGAAGAAAAAUCCAUCAUCACGCCGUCUUCCGACGAUAUCGAUCAACCACAAGACAACAAGGAUGAUGAUACAACAAAAACAACACAUAAUGAAGCAAAGCUAAACAAAGAAGAUGAUCGUUUUGAAAACACAAAAGAAAGUAGCACUACGACAACAGCUACUUCUGAAGCUGCUUCUUCAAAUCAAGAACAACAAGAAAAACAAACAAAUCAAUCAUCAUCGGAAAAGAGAAAGGAACGAGAGUUUGAUCAUAGGAGAGAUUAUGGACGAUCCAAUGAUAGAUAUUAUAAUAAUAGGUACGAUGAUAGACGUUCGGAUUACAAACGAGAUUACCGAAGAGAUGACCGAUACGAUAACCGAAGAGAGGACAGACCAUAUAGUCGACGAGACGAUAGAGGAUAUUCAGGAAAUUAUGACAGACCAUACUACAAUAGAAGAGAUGACCGAUUUGAUCGGAACAGAUCUGAAAAGAAACAAACUCAACAAGAAAACGUUUAUAUACCUCCUUUCAAGUUAAGAAAAAUGCAACAAGAAACAACGGAUACGUCAAGCGAAGAAUUUCAAAAGUUAAAUUGGGAAGCGCUUCAAAAGACUUUGAACGGUAUUGUGAACAAAGUGAAUGCAACAAACUUGGCUGACGUUAUUCCUGAGGUUUUUGCGGAAAAUAUCGUAAGAGGAAAGGGAUUGCUAGUGAAAGCUAUUAUUAAGGCGCAAAAUGCUUCCAAUCAAUUUAGUAAUGUUUAUGCUGCUUUGACUGCAGUCAUAAACACAAGAAUUCCAGAAAUCGGAGAAUUAUUGCUUAAACGAGUGGUAGUGCAGUUUUUAAAGGCAUACAAGAGGAACGACAAACAAAAAUGCAUUUCUUCUUGUCACUUUAUUGCUCAUUUGGUGAAUCAGCAAGUAGCAAGUGAAAUUCUCGCAGGACAAGUUCUAACGUUGCUGCUUGAAAAAGCUACUAAUGACUCGGUAGAAUUAGCUGUCACAUUUGUGAAAGAGUGUGGCAAAACAUUACUCGACAUCGCACCUAAAAUUUUAACAGCAGUUUUUGAGGCCUUUAGGAACAUUCUACACGAGGGACAAAUUGAUAGACGUGCCCAAUAUAUGAUAGAAACAUUGUUCAAUAUACGAAAACUAGAGUUUAAGGAUUAUCCAUCUAUAAAAGAGGAGUUGGAUCUUGUGGAAGAUGAUGACAGAAUUAUCCACGAUUCUAUUGAGCUUUCUAGUGAUUUAGAUACAGAGGAUCAUCUUGACAAUUUCCAAUAUGAUCCAAACUUUGAAGAGAAUGAAGCUAGAUACAAGGAAAUCAAGGAAGAAAUAUUAGGAGAAGGAGAGGGAGAAGAAGAAGAAGAAACCAAGCCAGCAGAAUUUGUGCAAGAAAUUCAAAAUUUGGAGGCUGCUCCCGAAUCAAGCACCACCACAACAAAGCCAACACUUCUCGAUCCAAAAACCAAAACAGACGAAGAGUCCACCAAUCUUAAGCGAAAAAUUUACCUUACUAUCAUGUCGUCACUUACUUUUGACGAUUGUGCUCACAAGCUUUUGAAAUCUGGACUUGCUAAAGAGCAUGAUAUGGAAGUAUGUUCAAUGAUCAUUGAAUGCUGCAGUCAAGAGAGAAGUUAUUUGGACUUUUAUGGCAGUUUGGGGGAACGAUUUUGUAGUUUGUCUGAUAAUUUUAGGAUUGACUUUGAAGAGUGUUUCAAAAUCCAAUAUGGUAUUUUACAUAGAUAUGAAACCAGUAGAUUGAGAAAUAUUGCCAAAUUUUUUGCUCAUUUGCUAGUUUCUGACUCCAUCUCAUGGUCCAUAUUUUCCAAUGUCAAACUCACUGAAACAGACACCACUUCGUACAGUAGAAUUUUCCUCAAAGUGCUCUUCCAAGAAUUGAAAAGCAAACUAGGAACAGAAAAUAUCAAACAGCGAUUAUUGAAUGACGAAGAACAUCAGCAAUACUAUGUUGGAUUAUUUCCCAAGGAUAAUCCAAAGGUACUUCGGUUUGCAAUUAACUUUUGGAUUUUAAUUGAACUUCCACAAUUGGCUGAAGGUCUAAAAGCAUAUCUUAAAGAAAUGGCUACCAAAGUCACAGAAUCUAGCAGCAGUGAAUCUGAAAGUGAAGAAUCCGAUAGUAGUGAGUCAGAUGAUUCAUCCUCUGACACCUCAUCUGAUGAAGAAUAA